Molecule: messenger RNA, 894 nt
Organism: Nicotiana attenuata
Lineage: Eukaryota; Viridiplantae; Streptophyta; Magnoliopsida; Solanales; Solanaceae
Exons: 3
Coding region: 1-894 (297 amino acids)
Source: RefSeq, a predicted model, not a curated record
AUGAUCGAAAUCAGGGGCAUGCUGCAACAACUCAUUGGGACAAAUGGAAAGACGAAAGAGAAGUUAGAUGCACAUGAUUCAGCAAUCAAAGGCAUUAAAACUCAAUUGGGACAGUUAUCUAUGGCCUUGAACAAUCGCCCACAAGGAACAUUGCCUGCAGAUACAAACAUUAAUCCAAAGGAGCAGAACCCAAAUCAGCUCAUGGCAAUGAGUCUCGGGAAUGGAAGAGAUUUAAACAGGGAGCAAGAAGUUGCUCAAUCUAGGAGAGAGACAACGCCAACUACUCCAGUUACAUUAAAGAAAGAAGAGUCAGCAGAGCUCACCGAGGUUAUAAUUGAACAGGCACAGGUUGACAAGGGUAAGGAGAAGGAAGGUGAACAACUCUCAGAACAGGUGGUAGAAAAAGCUUCCAGCAAAGAAAAGACACAAAGCAGUGGGCAGAGGUUGACUCCUGCACCAUUCUUCAUAGGUCGACAAAGCAAAAGAAAGAUGAUCAAUAUAGGAAAUCAUGGAAAUGCUCAAACAAAUUCAAUUGAAUAUUCCACUGAUGGAUGUUUUGAGGGAAAUGCCAGGACCUGCAACGCGGUAGUAACAAGGCCUAUGGCUCAAAAGGUGUCUAAUCCAGGUAGUUUUACUAUCCCAUGCACCAUUGGGAGUUAUGCCUUUGCCAAAGUAUUGUGUGACUUGGGAGCCAGUAUAAACUUGAUGCCCUUGGCAAUCUAUACAAAACUGGGCAUUGGCAGAGCUAGACCAACCUCAAUAUUGCUGCAACUGGCUGAUCGCACAACUUACGUCAUUCUUGACUGUCAAGUGGAUGAAAAGACACCAAUCAUUCUGGGAAGGCCAUUUUUACCCACUGGGAGAGCAUUGAUUAAUUGUGAGGCUGGGAGUUGA